Molecule: messenger RNA, 954 nt
Organism: Adineta steineri
Lineage: Eukaryota; Metazoa; Rotifera; Eurotatoria; Adinetida; Adinetidae
Source: the annotation of a GenBank genome assembly
AUGAUGAUCUCAUCUUAUAUUAUUACAAUUAUAUCAUUAAUGAUCGUGACCAUUCCUGUCACUAGGCAAUCAUCAUCAGUAGCUGGUCUUGGUCGAAUCGACUGUUAUCCUGAUGCCGAAGCAAAAUAUUCUAAUUUCUCAAAAGAAGCCUGUUUAGCACGCCACUGUCUGUUUGAUGACACUGUUAAUUUAACUGGUAUUCCAUGUUACUUUCAACCUAAUUAUGGUUACUUAUUGCAAGGAAAUGAAGAACAAAUAGAAAAUGGAAAACGACUACGUCUAAAGCGCAAUCAGGCAGUGACAAGCCCGUUUCCAGAACCGAUCGAGAAUGUCAUACUUGAUGUUCAGUAUUAUACCGACGAUAUCAUUAGAUUCAAAUUAUACGAUGCUGAUCAUCAACGAUACGAAGUACCAAUUCCAUUAAAAGCCUCUACCGGUCAAACAACAUCAGCUCAGUAUGAGUUCAUUUAUUCAUCUGAUAGUUCUAAUGACAAUAUUCUAUCAUUUGCGAUCAAACGUCGUGUAAAUCAAACAACUCUGUUCGAUACAUCCAUCGGUGGUCUUGUACUUAACAAUCAAUUUCUUCAAAUCGUCUCUCGACUUCAAUCACCACAUGUGUAUGGAUUCGGAGAGAAUAAUCAUUUGACACUGAAACAUAAUGUUUCUACGCGUCAAAUAUGGGGCAUUUUCGGUCGAGAUCAAGCUACUACUUGGAAUACAAAUGCAAAUCAUUAUGGAACACAUCCCUUCUACCUUGUGAUGGAACAAAUACCCAAUUCAAAUGAAACACCAUCAGGUCAGAUGCACGGUGUUCUUUUGCUCAAUUCCAAUGCGAUGGAUUAUUCAUUUGGACCUGAUCCAUCAGUUACUAUCCGUACUAUUGGUGGUAUUCUCGAUUUUUCGUUUUUCUGGGUCCUGCACCGGAGCAAGUCAUUCACCAAUAUACUUGGCUGA